Molecule: messenger RNA, 852 nt
Organism: Punica granatum (pomegranate)
Lineage: Eukaryota; Viridiplantae; Streptophyta; Magnoliopsida; Myrtales; Lythraceae
Source: RefSeq, a predicted model, not a curated record
CAGAUUCGUUAAAAAUGAACCAUCAUAUCUUCAUGUGUGUAUAUAUAAAUAUAUAUAGUUAGCUUGGCCAUUAGUUACAAGAUAACUGCUCGGAAGAGAAGAGGACGAACAAAUUAAAUCAGCAGGAAGAAGAUCGAAGAAGAAGAAGAAGCAGUUGUGAUGCUGUCUCAUCAAUGGAAGGUCAAAGACUUCAUAAGGCGUUCUCCGACGUAUCAAUAGAAUUCAAUAGCUACAUGAACAUUAUUGAUGAAAUUGCACUGGCCAUACCGACAACCAGUACUGAUGAAGUAGAGGAAGUUUCAUGUGAAUGCUGCGGGCUCAAGGAGGACUGCACCAAACCCUACAUCCUCAAGAUCAAGGACGCUCACUCAGGAAGAUGGGUUUGUGGCCUUUGCUCCGAGGCUGUGAAGGAAAGGCUGACGAAGUUGUCACCGAGAUCGGCCAUCAAAGAAGCUCUGAGCUCUCACAUGGAGUUCUGCCUCAAGUUCAACAAUGCAACCAGACUAAACCCUAAGCUAUCCAUUACUUGUGCCAUGAAGGAAAUUGCGAAGAGGAGCUUGGAGCACCGGAACUCUGGGAAGCCGCCGGUGUCGAAUAAGAUUUACCGUACCACCAGCUGUGUCCCAAGGAUUGAUCAUUGACUCAAGAAAAGUAGUUAUACAAGGAACUGCAUUAAUUGGACUUAAUCAUGAUGUAAUUCAUAUCGUGUGCUAAGGUUAAUUAGUUCUGUUCUGCUUUUAUCCCUACCGUAUGAUCACAAAUGUAUAUUCUACGUGGUAUAUAUCGUAUACCUUUAAAUUGAGAGAAACAAAGGAAAAAAAUAAAUAAAUAAAAUAAUGGGUUGCAAUCGAA